AUGGUUUAUAAAAAAGAACCGUUGGAAUCCGGAAGUCGAAAGGGUUGGGUCGGUCUAUUGGCGCUUAAUAUAUACCUUCUUCACUCAUCCGCUGUUCUCCAAACGCCACCGGAGACAUGUUUCUUAGAAGAAGAAGAAGAAGAAGAAGAAGAAGAAGAAGAAGAAGAAGAAGAAGAGGAAGAGGGUUUUAUUUGGAGGCGCCACCUUCUCCUCUUUUCUUCUAGCGACAGCACCACUUCCUGUUUCUUUCAUUUUCCGGCGUUCAAGAAUCCUCUGCGUUUCCCUCUUCGUCUCUUAGGUCUCUUUUCUUCAUUACUGGAUUCAUCCGUCAGUUCGGUUCAAGGUCAUCAUCGAUCAAGAAAAAGAGCACAGCAUAGUAAGGGGACUUAUUUCAACUAGAUCAUACUGGCGUACUAUGGUGGCUCAGCUGGAUUUUAUCAAAGAGAUAACUUGAAAUUGUUGGAUGACAUGGCAUAAUUCAGACUAACUGUAUUCUGUAACCUAUUAGCGAAAUUCCACAUGGUGUGUGGUCUUUUGUGGGUUGAAAUAUUAAAUACAAGUGGUCAAUAUAAAGAGGAUGUCAGUUUUUACCUUUGCAUAACUGAUGAGUGGUCAUAGAGAAAGAUUGUUUAAUGUUGCAUUUAAUCCGAAGAGGCAAACAUUACUUAAAGGCAAGAGUGCAUCUCCUAUGCUAUGUGGG
Molecule: messenger RNA, 700 nt
Organism: Lactuca saligna
Lineage: Eukaryota; Viridiplantae; Streptophyta; Magnoliopsida; Asterales; Asteraceae
Source: the annotation of a GenBank genome assembly